Molecule: messenger RNA, 3023 nt
Organism: Caretta caretta (loggerhead turtle)
Lineage: Eukaryota; Metazoa; Chordata; Testudines; Cheloniidae
Gene: MRPS35
Product: mitochondrial ribosomal protein S35
Biological process (GO): mitochondrial translation
Cellular component (GO): mitochondrial small ribosomal subunit
Molecular function (GO): structural constituent of ribosome
Source: RefSeq, a predicted model, not a curated record
GUCGGCCGUCUGAAGUGCGCGUGUGCGAGCCGCAAAGUAGCAUGGCGGCCGCCAGGGGCUGCCUCUGCUCGUGCGCUCGCCCGAUGCUGCCCCGGCUUUGCGUGGGGCUGGCCGCCGGGCCCGGCUCGCUGCUCAGGGCAGCGGCUUAUUCCACCGCCCUGGGGGUGGGGAGCGCGGGGCCCAGCCAGAGAGAAGUUGCAGCAUCAAGAAGAAGCAGGACAUCACAAAUUGCAAGAAAUAGAAGAGUGCCUGGAGCUCCUAGAACUGAAAAGAUGGCUGUUGAUCAGGACUGGAGCAAUGUUUAUCCAACUGCAGCAGCAUUUAAUCCUUCUUCAGUGCCUCUUCCCAUCCGAAUGGGCUAUCCUGUGAAGAGAGGAGUACCUCCACCGAAAGGAGGCAAUUUGGAGCUUAUAAAGAUCCCUAACUUUUUGCAUCUGACUCCCCCAGCAAUUAAGAAACACUGUGCAGCUCUUAAAGAUUUCUGCACUGAGUGGCCAACUGUAUUGGACAGUGAUGAGAAAUGUGAGCAGCAUUUUCCUAUUGAAAUUGAGACAGUAGAUUAUGUUUCAGCAGGGCCAUCUGUUCGUAAUCCCAAAGCAAGAGUGGUGACUUUAAGAGUUAAGCUUUCCAAAUUGAACUUGGAUGACCAUGCAAAGAAGAAGCUCAUUAAACUUGUAGGAGAGCGGUACUGCAAGGACACAGAUAUGCUUACCAUUACAACAGACAGGUGUCCAUUAAGGAGACAGAAUUAUGACUAUGGAAUCUACCUCCUCACAGUUUUGUACCAUGAAUCGUGGAAAACUGAAAUGUGGGAAAACGAGAAGACUGAAGCAGACAUGGAGGAGUAUAUCUGGGAAAAUAGCCCCUCUCAGAAGAAUGCUUUGGACACGCUUCUUCGAAUAAGAGCUGCAGAGAAAAUCACUGAAGUAACUAGGGAAGAGCUGCUUGGCUCUGAGAUGGUUGAGAAUUACAAAACCUCUGUAGUUGUACUUAAAAAUGGAGAGACAGAAAACAACAUUUUGCAGUACAAGGAAUCUGUGAUGAAACUACUGAAUUUACAAGCAUGACAGUGAAAAUUGACAUUCCAUGCACAUCUCUGAUCUUGUGUCAAUAUACAAAGAUAAUGUAUGCUAAUAGUACUUUGUAGGAAAUUGUGAAUGCAGUUAUCCAUGACUUUCUGGACCUUCAGCAAAACGUCUUGGAAUAUUAAUAAAAUUUUAAAAUUUCAAAAACCUUGAAUGGAAUUUAGAGUGAAUAGAGAUUCAAAAAGGGUUAGCAACAAACUUCAUAUGUUUCCAUACAAUUGAAUUUUCUUAUCAAUGACAAAAUCACUGUCUGCCAGUAUCAUUCCUUACCUCUAUAAAUAAAAUUUGUCUCAAGUCUUUUCUGGGAAGCCUUCUGAGUAUUUAUGGGCUUAAGCAUUCUGUUCCACUGUUCUAGCCUGGGAUUUAGGAGGCCCUGAUUUAAUUCCUUGCUGUACCACAGACUUCUGUGUAUCCUGGGUAAAUCACAUAGGGUAAGAUUUUUCAAAAGCACCCAUUUGACUUAGGAGGCAAAGUUCCAUUGAAUUUCAAUGAGACUUAGGAUCCUGUGUGCCUAAGUCAUUUCUGAGAAUGGGGCACACAGGGUAUGUCUACACAGCAAAGAAAAACCCAUGGCUGGCAGGGCCUGGGCUCCAGCCUGAGCCCAGAAGUCUAUACAGCCAUGAAAGAGCCCUGCAAACCCCAGCCAUGGGUGUCUAGUUGCUGUGUAGACAUACCCUUAGUAUGCAUUUGAAAAUUUUACUCUUAGUCUCUCUCUGCCUUCAUUUUUCCAGAUGAAGGUAACAUUACCUCCAACCUUGGCGGACAGUUGGGAGGAUAACUGCAUUGGAGAUUGUGAGGCGUGUAAUGAGGGUCACAUAAGUACCUUAGAUAGACAUGUAUAUCUCUGAAAGAAGGGGAACAGGAUAAAGUUAAGACCCCAGAAUAGAAAAUGGAUGGAGUAGUGGACCAUCUAGAAGGGAGGGAAAGGUUAAAUAGUAGCUGAAAGGAUGCAAAAUAAAAGUAUACACAUACAUCUGCACAAUAAAUAUGUGGAAUAAGUAAGAAUUGUAUGUCAUAUUACAGGAACAAAAACAGUUUGGGUGACAGAUGAUGGGAACUUAAAUUAAUUAUUUUAAAAGGAUAUGACCUGCUCUUAAUACAGAAAGGGUGUUAAAUUGUGUCUCAUGAGUAAAUACAUGACUAAUGGUGCAGAAAAUUCAUCUAGGUUCCAACUUGUCACCAUGAGUGAAGGAAGGAAUUAUAUAGAUGGUUGUUACCUUUUGGUAAUUUACUCUUUGAGCAGAACUGGUCUGAAAACCUGAAAGUAGUUGGUAAUUUUAGCACUCAGCAAUUAUCAAAAAUAGUUCUGAAUGCUAAAAAAUGUGAAAAGAGAACUUCUUUUUAAAAGAAAAAGAGAAGUGAGCUUCAAAAACUCAGGAGGUUAAGAUCCUAUGACAGUAAAAAUACAAUUACUAGUAUCAGCAAAAUUAGGCAUUCAUGUUACAAAAAUAUUUCCCUUUCACUUGGGUGGCUUUUUGUCAGAAUUAAAGAUUCUACAAAAGGUUAAAUAAGCUUACCAUUAGUCACAAUGUUCUGCUCCCCAGCCACAGCUGAUUAAGAAGAAAAGAUGCAACAUAAGAGCAUAGGCACCAGAACUGGGGGAAUGGAGGGAAGUGACUCUUGUGCAUCUGUUUAGGACUCUGUUGGAGCCAUUCUACAUGGCUUAUGGGUACUCCAGCUUCUGUCAUCUACAUGUAGCCUUUGAGAUUGGAAUGUAUAUUCCCUUUGUAAAAGGAGUGGCAUUGUCAAAUGGGUUCUGUCUAGUAGAACACAGUUUUUCAUCCAGGAAUAACUACCUCUUGUGCACAUAAAAUAGUAAUAUAGCUUUGGUAACUGUUAUAGUUAAGAUUGAAAAUGUUUGCUUAGUAAACUCAUAUAUUCAGACUGUCAGAACUUUGCAAUCCUUUACCUUUUUGCAUUAAACAUUCCCUCCUUUCA